AUGUCCAACAAAGCGGCCGUUACGUUCGAGAAACCGCUCCAGCAUCUGAGCCUUGCCGACUGGCAUUCGCGGCUGACCCAGCUGAAAAAUGUGGCCUACACGCAGCGUUCGGAUGCGUUCGAGCUGCGACACUCAGCACGCAAUCUUCGCAACGAAACCCGCAUCCAGACGCACUGGGACACGUACCACAACAAUGACCGACUGUCCGAUCGGGUUGCCGAGUUGGAUCGCUGGCGGGAGAAGAUGCGCAUCAUGUUGAAGCGCGUGGUGGACGAAAUUCAAGCGCUGAAGGAAGAAAAAUCCAACACUGAGCGUGACCUGGACGGGCACAUUACGCCCCUGACGGUGGUGACGGAGUGUAUUGGUAUGAGGGAUUGUCGGUUGGGGUCAGAGCUAACCUACGAUGAUGGCGAUACGGAGCUGAAGAACGAGCUGUGCAUUGUUGAGAACAACCAGCGGCUACUGCGUGACCAGAACCAAGCUGCCUGGGAGCAGUUGAAUCGUUUGCAGGAGGUCAAGUUCAAGCUGGAGCUCGAUCUGACCGAUAAGGAUGAGGCGCAGUCGAUCGAUUCGCACCAGCUGCAGGUGGACCAGCACUGUGGCGAUGUUUCGUUCAAGACGGAUCCGACGCGAGUCCCCAGGGACUCCUGUACGUACGGUAACUGGCUCGAGUACUGCGAAGAGCUGGUGGCGCUCACCGAAACCACCCUGUCCGAUUCUUUCUCCAUCCGCGAGUCACUGUUUGCGACGCGUGAGAAAGCGCGAAACAUUCUACGCGCCCAGCAGGACCGCACGGCUCACACACUGCGCAAGCGUAUCUUCGAAACGCAGCGAGCCCGGAACGAGCUCGAGUACCAGCUCGGGAAGAUGAAGGAAGAGAUGGCCAAAUGUCUCCAAGAGAUCGAAACGCUCGAGCGAGCCCACGAUCAGAAGACGGAAGCACUGAAGGUGGUAGAAACACGGCUCGAAAACCGUGCCCAACGGUCCGGGAUGGAGCUGUGCAUCGACGAGUCGUACCACGGGCUGUGCGAUGAGGUGCAGAAACUUCGUGACACGAUCAAAACACUGCGCGCCAAGAUCGACGCCACCAAGACGACGUACAAUUCGCUGCGGGAUCAUGCGAACAAGAUCGAUCAGGAUCUGCAGAACAAGCAGCACUCGCUGAUGACCGACAUCCGGGCGCUGGAUCUGCGCGGUCGGCUCAAGACGGGCGAGUUUGGCGGGCUGGCAACGCAAACCGAUCGUAACAUACAUCUGUCCCGCGUGGAGGAUGAAAUUCCCAAAACAUAA
Molecule: messenger RNA, 1290 nt
Organism: Anopheles maculipalpis
Lineage: Eukaryota; Metazoa; Arthropoda; Insecta; Diptera; Culicidae
Product: tektin-2
Exons: 3
Coding region: 1-1290 (429 amino acids)
Biological process (GO): cilium movement involved in cell motility; cilium assembly
Cellular component (GO): nucleus; microtubule cytoskeleton
Source: RefSeq, a predicted model, not a curated record